UGCUUAUACACAUUGUGGGGAUAAAAUUUGAUUUCCCUCCCAUUACCACUGUCUUUACUUCCUUAGCCGCAUCUCACUCUCUCGAAACUACACAACUUACAGAACCACCUUCUUCCUCUUCUUCUUCUUCUUCUAUCUCUUCAGUUGAGAUUCCCGAAAACUAAAACUCCACUGAAUGAAAACGCAAACGAACUAACUAACUAACCAACUAUGUCUACAACGAUACUCUCUCUUUCUUCUCCUCUAUCCGUCUGUAACAAACUCAAUCCUCUCCUCUUCUACACGCGCCGUCGCACCACCGUUUCUCUAUCCUCUCGUUAUCCCCGUUCUCGCUUCAACCGCUUCGCAACUUCAAUUCGUCUUCUCACAGUUGCUGCUGCAUCAGAGAAUAAUGGUGUCUUCACUUCUCCUGAGAUAGCAAAAACUUUUGACUUUGCUGCAGAAGAACGCAUAUAUAAUUGGUGGGAGUCUCAAGGGUAUUUUAAACCGAACUUUGACCGGGGAAGUGAUCCUUUUGUGAUAUCAAUGCCACCUCCUAAUGUUACCGGUUCUCUGCAUAUGGGGCAUGCAAUGUUUGUGACCCUUGAGGAUAUUAUGGUUAGGUACAACCGCAUGAAGGGAAGACCAACACUUUGGCUUCCUGGGACUGAUCAUGCUGGUAUUGCAACUCAGUUGGUUGUUGAAAGAAUGCUAGCUUCUGAAGGAAUCAAAAGGGUUGAAAUGGGUAGAGAUGAAUUCACAAAAAAAGUGUGGCAGUGGAAAGAGAAGUAUGGUGGAACUAUCACAAAUCAGAUCAAGAGACUUGGUGCUUCGUGUGAUUGGUCUAGAGAGCACUUCACCCUUGAUGAACAGCUAAGUCAAGCUGUAGUUGAGGCAUUUGUUAGGCUUCAUGAGAAAGGCUUGAUUUAUCAAGGUUCUUAUAUGGUAAACUGGUCACCAACUCUACAGACUGCUGUUUCUGACUUGGAAGUCGAGUAUUCAGAAGAAUCUGGAUAUCUGUAUCAUAUUAGAUAUCGCGUUGCUGGAGGUUCAAGGAAUGACUGGCUGACCGUAGCUACGACACGUCCAGAGACUCUAUUUGGUGAUGUGGCACUGGCAGUUAAUCCAGAGGAUGAUCGUUAUUCCAAGUAUAUUGGUCAGAUGGCAAUUGUGCCUCAGACAUUUGGCCGUCAUGUUCCUAUAAUUUCUGACAAGCAUGUUGAUAAAGAGUUUGGAACUGGAGUUUUAAAAAUUAGUCCAGGACACGAUCAUAAUGACUAUCUACUUGCUCGAAAGCUAGGUCUUCCAAUACUCAAUGUGAUGAAUAAGGAUGGCACACUAAAUGAAGUUGCUGGCUUGUACAGUGGCCUUGAUCGAUUUGAAGCCAGAAAGAAACUGUGGGCAGAACUUGAGGAGACAGGGUUAGCUGUGAAAAAGGAACCACACACUUUACGAGUUCCCAGAUCUCAGCGUGGUGGAGAAAUAAUAGAGCCACUUGUUAGUAAACAGUGGUUUGUAAGUAUGGAGCCUCUUGCUGAGAAAGCCCUUCAAGCAGUUGAAAAAGGAGAGUUGAAAAUAAUUCCGGAAAGGUUUGAGAAGAUUUACAACCAUUGGCUAUCAAACAUUAAGGAUUGGUGUAUUAGCAGACAACUAUGGUGGGGACACCGGAUACCUGUUUGGUACAUUGUUGGAAAAGACAAAGAAGAGGACUAUAUAGUUGCUAGGAAUGCUGAUGAAGCACUUGGAAAAGCCCACAAAAAAUAUGGAAAGGAUGUAGAAAUAUAUCAGGAUCCGGAUGUUCUUGACACUUGGUUUUCAAGUGCACUUUGGCCUUUUAGUACGCUUGGAUGGCCAGAUUUGUCUGCUGAGGAUUUUAAGAGGUUCUAUCCAACUACAAUGCUUGAAACUGGGCAUGACAUAUUGUUCUUUUGGGUGGCAAGAAUGGUGAUGAUGGGGAUUGAAUUCACAGGGAAAGCUCCAUUUUCUUAUAUUUAUUUGCAUGGACUCAUCAGGGAUUCACAGGGGAGAAAAAUGUCCAAAACAUUAGGAAAUGUAAUCGAUCCCCUUGAUACUAUCAAAGAAUUUGGGACAGAUGCUUUACGGUUCACAGUAGCUUUAGGAACAGCUGGCCAGGACCUUAAUUUGUCCACUGAGCGGUUGACCUCCAACAAGGCCUUCACAAACAAAUUGUGGAAUGCUGGCAAAUUUGUAUUGCAGAACUUGCCUAAGGAGGGUGAUAUAUUGGCUUGGGAGAAUAUACUCUCUUAUAAGUUUGACACUGGAGACUCUGUACUUAAUCUUCCUUUACCAGAGCGUUGGGUGAUUUCAAAACUUCACUUGCUUAUUGAAUCUGUCAGUGCAAGCUAUGAUAAAUUUUUCUUUGGAGAAGUGGGAAGAGAAACAUAUGAUUUCUUUUGGGCUGAUUUUGCUGAUUGGUACAUUGAGGCUAGUAAAGGGCGGCUUUACAACUCUGGAAAUGAUGGAAACUCCGUUACUUUUAUGGCACAAGCUGUUUUAUUGUAUACUUUUGAGAACAUACUCAAAGUGCUGCAUCCUUUCAUGCCAUUUGUAACAGAGGAGCUAUGGCAGGCACUCCCUAACCGGAAGCAUGCCCUUAUUGUAACACCUUGGCCAGAAACCCAACUUCCAAGAUGUACCAGCUCUAUAAAAAAGUUUGAAAAUUUGCAAACUUUGGUUAGAGCUAUCAGAAAUACUCGGGCAGAAUAUUCAGUUGAGCCUGCAAAGCGAAUAUCAGCAUCCGUGGUUGCAAGCAAUGAAGUUAUUGAAUAUAUUGCUGAAGAAAAAGAGGUUUUGGCACUUCUCUCUCGGCUGGAUUUACAAAAUCUGCAUUUCAUGAAUUCUUCCCCAGGAAAUGCUGAUCAAUCAGUUCAUCUUGUGGCUGGUGAAGGACUAGAGGCAUAUCUCCCUUUGGCCGAUAUGGUUGAUAUUUCUGCAGAAGUUCAACGUCUAUCAAAGCGCCUUGUGAAGAUGCAGAAGGAGUAUGAUGGAAUGCUAGCUAAACUCAAUUCUCCAAAAUUUGUAGAAAAAGCCCCAGAAGAGGUGGUCCGUGCAGUGCGAGAAAAAGCAACAGAAGCCGAAGAAAAGAUCACUUUAACCAAAAACCGCCUUGAAUUUCUGAACUCUAAUGUUUUAGUUUCAAAAUAGGUCCAUCCAGAGUUGCUAUUUAACUACCCAUUCCAGCUACAUCAAAUGUUGUGACCGGCUGUGGUUAAUAACAUAAUAGCAUCUGUUGCAGUAAAUGCCCAUUGCGGAUCUGCAAAAUUAAUCGCAACUCUUCUGCUGUGUAUCAUCAUCACAAGAAGAAUACCUACAGAUUUGUCAAAAUGCCGGUUGCUCCAGGCCAUUGUAUCUACCAUACCAUCUUACUUGUGUUACAAAAUAACAAGAGACAUAAUGUUGUUAAGAGGGACAAACGGGAAGUCUUCACAGGGAGCUGUACCUCUCAGAUGGACUGUUUAUCAAUGUGUAUUAGAUUACUUGAGUUAGGUAUUUCUAAUUUUAUUCUGCCGAUUUUUAUGGAUGUAAAGUUGGGUAUUGCUAACUUUAUUCUGCAGAAGUUUUCCCAAUAAUAUCCCCUUUGCCUAAAUUAUUUUUCUUGUGACGAACCGACACUGUAAUGGACCAUAAUAUUUGAUUAAAAUCAGGUGCUCGAAAGCACCAAGGCAAUCACUGAUGACUAUGUAUCUGAAGUGAGCUAUUUUUCCUUCA
Molecule: messenger RNA, 3708 nt
Organism: Lathyrus oleraceus (garden pea)
Lineage: Eukaryota; Viridiplantae; Streptophyta; Magnoliopsida; Fabales; Fabaceae
Product: valine--tRNA ligase, chloroplastic/mitochondrial 2
Exons: 27
Coding region: 211-3144 (977 amino acids)
Biological process (GO): valyl-tRNA aminoacylation
Cellular component (GO): cytoplasm; cytosol
Molecular function (GO): ATP binding; aminoacyl-tRNA deacylase activity; valine-tRNA ligase activity
Source: RefSeq, a predicted model, not a curated record